GACUAGAGAAGUUCUAUUAAUUUAGCGAAUUAUUAAAUUAUCGAGUUAAUAAUUUAACACGUUUUCACCGAGUCGGAACCGAGAGAAACUAUUAUUUAAUCGAGGUUAUUAAUUUAUCAAGUUUCUACUGUUGUAUAUGUAUGGGACAGGAAGAACAAGACGUUUCCAAGGAACGAAGUCCAAAUGGGGAUUUUCAAAAUUUAUUUCAAAGGAAAGUCUGACAGAUCCAUCAAAUGGAUAUGUAGUUGGUGACAAGUCAUGUGUGUUUGGUGCUGAGGUUUUUGUGGCUAAAAAAGAAGCAAUCACUCAAUGCGUGUCUUCAAGAAAUGUUGACAUUCCUUACAAACGUGAUUGGAUUAUUCCAAACUUCUCCAAACUCGGAGAUGAUUGGAAAUCUGAGGAAUUCAGUGCUGGAGGCGAAAAAUGGACGAUUAGGCUUUACCCGAAAGGAGUAAGUAGUGGCACCCAUGUCGACAUCUUCGUGUGGUAUUACGGUUGUGAAAGAGUGGAAGCAUGUUUUACCAUACGUAUGAAAGAGCAGGUUUUUGAUCAAGAAUACGAGAAAUCAUGUAAAGAUUACUUGUUUACGGCUUCCUCCAGACAUUGGCUACUGCGUAAUUUCAUGGAGAUUGAAACUAUGAAUGAUCCUAAAAAGGGAUUCAUUGUGAACGACUCUUGUCUUCUGCAACUUGAAAUCUCAUCUCUCAAAGAUGUGGUAGAAUAA
This is a messenger RNA of Erythranthe guttata (spotted monkey flower), 724 nucleotides long. NCBI's taxonomy places the organism in Eukaryota, Viridiplantae, Streptophyta, Magnoliopsida, Lamiales, Phrymaceae. The record is from RefSeq and is a predicted model, not a curated record.